This is a messenger RNA of Gambusia affinis (western mosquitofish), 3726 nucleotides long. RefSeq names its product SEC62 homolog, preprotein translocation factor (gene sec62). The record is from RefSeq and is a predicted model, not a curated record. Gene Ontology annotation, cellular component: endoplasmic reticulum membrane; endoplasmic reticulum. The transcript has 8 exons. Bases 115 to 1356 code for a protein of 413 amino acids. NCBI's taxonomy places the organism in Eukaryota, Metazoa, Chordata, Actinopteri, Cyprinodontiformes, Poeciliidae. Gene Ontology annotation, biological process: post-translational protein targeting to membrane, translocation.
AUAUCCCAUUGUUAUUUUACGGGAGCUCAGAGUUGUGAAUGCAAAACUCUGUUUUCUCGCUGCAGAUGAGUCUCGCGAGACUUUGUACACGGGGUAGCUGAGUUGGAGAGGAUCAUGGCGGAGCGCAGGAGGCAUAAGAAGCGGAUCCAGGAGGUGAGCGAGCCCACCAAGGAGGAGAAGGCGGUGGCCAAGUACCUUCGGUUUAAUUGCCCCACAAAGUCCACCAACAUGAUGGGUCACCGAGUCGAUUACUUCAUUGCCUCCAAGGCCGUGGACUGCCUGCUGGACUCCAAAUGGGCCAAAGACAAGAAGGGAGAAGAGGCGCUGUUCACCACCAGAGAGUCGGUGGUAGAUUACUGCAACAGACUCUUGAAGAAGCAAUUCUUCCACCGAGCUCUUAAGGUGAUGAAGAAGAAGCCGGAGAAAGAUGCUAAGAAAGAGAAGGAGAAAGAGAAAAUCAAGAGUGACAGCAGCAAAGAGGAGGAGAAAAAAGGGAAGAAGGAGAAAGAGAAGAAGAAAGAGUCUGAAGUCGCUGAAACCAAGAAAGAAAAAAGUGAUGAAAGCCCAGGAACCCCAAAGAAGAAGAAGGAAGUGAAGAAAAAGUUUAAACUGGAGCCUCAUGAGGAUCAGCUGUUCCUGGAUGGGAAUGAGGUGUACGUGUGGAUUUACGACCCGGUUCAUUUCAAAACGUUUGCGAUGGGGUUGAUCCUUGUUAUCGCAGUGAUUGCAGCCACCCUGUUCCCGCUGUGGCCUGCAGAAAUGCGUGUUGGAGUUUACUAUCUGAGUGUUGCAGCUGGCUGCUUUGUGGCCAGCAUCCUGCUUCUAGCAGUGGCUCGCUGCAUCCUCUUCCUGAUUAUCUGGCUGGUGACCGGCGGACGCCAUCACUUCUGGUUCCUGCCCAACCUGACAGCAGACGUGGGCUUCAUCGACUCGUUCAGGCCGCUCUACACGCACGAAUACAAAGGGCCGCGAAGCAGCGACAAGAAGGGCUCCGAUAAGACUGACGAGAAGGACGGCGCCGCCUCCCACAAGGCGCAGAAGUCCGACAGCGACGAGAAGUCAGACAGCGAGAAGAAGGACGACGAGGAAGAGGACGAAGACGAGGAGAGCAAAGAGGCGAAGGGAGACGCAACGGAAGACCGCCACUCGGAUACGGACAGCGACCGCCGGGAGGACGAAGGAUCGCAGCACAGCAACGGAAACGACUUUGAAAUGAUCACCAGGGAGGAGCUGGAGCAGCACACAGAGGAGGAAGAGGAGGAGGAAGAAAACGAGGAAGAAGGAGAGGAGGAAGACGAGGAGACGCACGAGAGGAAAGAGGGCAGCAAGAGUAAAGUCCAGACUGCUGAGACAUAAACUUCCUGUUCCAUCACUCUCGUUUCCUCCCUCCCUGCUGUGAUCCCAGGACCUGCUCGUCUGGCCUCUCCGGCAGCACAGAGGCUCCGUCUCGUUGUUGAGAUCUUCCUUCCACUAAACAGAACCGGGAUAGACACAUCGCUCACAGGUUUACGGCCAUGAUGAUGGGGAAAAUGUUUCAAAAAAAAUAAAAGAAAAAGAAGAAGAAGCCUUACGGUGGAAAUGAUUCCUUUCCAAUUCUAUGUUAUUUAUGUUAAAAUGAAACUGCUGAUUGCCUGAGGAACCUACCAGUCCAAAGCACCGCCGGUCAUCUGGUGAGUCCGGUAGAUUCCUCAGGCAGAAGGACGAUUGUUGUGCCAGCUGUUCAUCCUGAGCUCAGCCAGAUGGACCAAAUCCCCCAAACCACAGAGGCAGAUUAAAGGUUUGCAGAGUAGUGCGGGUCUCUGCAGAUUCAUCUCAAUUCAUUAAUUUAUUCACUAAUUCAAUUCAGAGAGGAAAACUUCUGUGUUACAUAGAUUCAUUGCACAUGUUCAGAUAUUUUACUUGUUUAUUUUGAUGAUUAUGUCUUGCAGCUAAUAGUCACAUCAGCAGGCCAGUCCUUUUCCUUCUUCUAUCCUUGUUGCUUGUGCAGUUUUUGUCAUCAGUUUACUUUUUUCUUCCACUUAACUUUCUCUUGAAGCACUAAUUUGUGCUUCUCCACAUCUCACUUUUUUGCCACAUUUUUGUUCCACUCAACUCUCAAUUAAUUCAUUUCAUUCAAUUCAGUUCCUUUUUAUUUUAUUAAUUUUUUCAUUAGCUGUAAGCCUUAGUCAUCACUGUGACAAGAAAUAAACUUUUAAAACAUGUCACCUUGUAAUAAAACUCAGUUUCCCUUUUUGAACUGAAAUACUUUUUAACUCUGAUUGAGAUGCAUCUGUUUUCUUUUUUUUUUUUCUUUUAAUCAUCAGUGCAGUUGUCCUCUCGGUAUAAAAUAUUUCUUCAUGUAAUUUAUCUUUGCAAGAACAUUUAAGCUACUGGAGACAGCUGGCAUGCUAAUUUUUUUAUUUUUUAUUUUUUUUAGAUUUUGUUAAUACUGCAGAAUUUGCUGAUGAAUUAACUCUGCAAGAGCUAAAGUUGGGAACAAAACCAGAUCUAAAGUGAACUCUAGUGCCAAACACACCAGAUAACUGAAGUGAUGCACGAUUAAACUCGAGGAGUUGAGUUCUGUUUUAUUAAGCCAUUUAUUUUGUAACUGCAGUGUCAAAAAUGCUCUCAAAAAGCACAGCACAAAGUUGUUAGCAUGCAGGUACACAGAGAGGAUUCUGGUCUCAAAGAAACCGUUAAAACUGCGUUCACACCAGACUCACCCAAAGGAGUCGUAGCUAGACUUGCACAACCAAUCAGUGGGCUUAUUUUUUGAGUCCAGAUCCGCCCACUGAUUGGCUGAGGUCCAGUCACUGAGGUCCAAACUGUUCUUUCACUUUGUCUUUGGGUUAGACGCUCUUUUUAGGCAUAGCAAGGAUUAUAUUUAAGUAUAAAACAGAAAUGUAUCAUUUAUAUGUGGAUUCUAUUAAUGUAUCAGAUAUAUGCAUAUAGUACUCAAAGUCUAAACCUAUAAAACAAGUUCUUUUCAUUUGUUCUGUCAUUGUUUUUAUCUAAAUCAUAGAGAAUAACUUUUAAAAGACAGAAUCUGGGAAUCAUUGGAUUGCAGCAUUCUUACCAAUAUUAUUUCUUAUUAGAUUUGCCGCUAUGUCAAAGUGUGUGAUGUGGUUGGUUGUGAGUUACCAGGUCUAUUUUUCUCCCUCUAGCAAAGAAACCUGAAGUUUCCUGUAACACAAACUGAUAAAAAGGUUUAACAUCAACACAGCUUUCUGUAUGUUGUCUAGUUUGUGUUAAGUAGUUUUUGUUUUCCUUAACGUAGUCCUAACGAGGUGCUGCUUUCUGAUUUUGUAAUUUGCAUGUCGUCCUGUUUAUCAUUCUGUUUCCAUCCUUUUUUUAAAUUUUUCCUUUUUUUUUUGUUUUAAAACGGGCAAAAGUGCAUCUAUUUGCGGAGAUGCCAGCAGCUCAACUCUGAUUCUUCACACAAAAACAAAACGAUUCUCCCAGCUGUUCUUGACUGUUGCAAACUAUCGGUCUGUUGUGUAUCGUAGUAUUACCCUAUGCUGCUGCUGCUGCUGCUGCUUCUCGUCGCACAUUUCCGGGGAAAAUUCAAGUAAAAAUGUUUAAAAAAAAACUUCCACAUUUUAUCUCUGGUGUCUUUUGUUUUUUUUUAACCACCUUAUCGAUAUCACUCUCAAGACUGUCUUCUAAGAUAUCGAAGUGUAAUUUACUGAAAUUGGAUGUCUGGAUUAUAUCUGUAUGUUAUUGCAAUAAAAACCUAGAAAGCAUCAA